AAUAAUUAUUUAAUUAACAUUAAUUCGAAAAAAAACUCUCAUAAUCCUUGGGCGCGAAGUAUAAUAGAAUUGUAUAGAAUUAUAGAUGGACAAACAAUGGGCACUAUAUCUUUGUACAAACACGAAUUGAGUACAAAUAUGUUGUCAACAAAACAAUAAAAAAUAAAAUAACAUGAAAUUGCGGAUUUGCGUAGGUCAAACCAAAGCGCGGCUACAAUCGGCUUUACCGAAACCCACUCUGCGCCGGUUCAAGUCAAACUCCACCCAAAGAUUUUGCGUAUGGAAGUUUCCGAUGAUAUUUCUCGCAUCCGGCAACAGAUCCGAGUUCCCGAUGCCCAAGCAGCUCAUAUUUCCGGUGACAUCAUAUGCUACCCGAUCGGCGGGGAUAUCAAUAUCAACGCCGUCGUCGAAUUCCAAAGUCAUGUUGCCGAUCAUCUUUCCGAUCUCCGCGGCGCUCCCGUCGAAGCACAUUUCCAUGACCCCCCGGAACACGUGACCAUUCUUAAAUUUUUCACCUGUGCGACGGGCGACUUCUUUCUUAAUAAUCUUGGUCAGGUUGGUCGCCAUAAACGUGUACUCAGUCCCGGAAUCGAUAAUCGUCAGACCUUCAUAUCUUUCGUUGUGGCGAAAAUAGGCUGCCGGAAUGUCCAACUUUACCCCGCCGAUUCUAACUCCGGUCAUAUUGACGACGUAGUUGAGAAAGUCGAGGGCGGGCGGGCGGAUAGUGGCAUCAGCGAAACUCAAUAGUUUCGCGUAAUUGAACGUGCCGGAAUUGGGAUUCGCGCCUAAGUAGAAAGCUCCGUCGGGAUUUCUCCGGCUGGCGUUGACCCUCUGCCGCCGGACCGGCACGCAGUAGGAGAAGGUCUGGUACUUGGAUUGGGAGAUGAAAGAGAAGGGCCCUGAGUUCAUCCCCAAAAUGCCCUCUGGCAUGGUCGCGCCGAACGCGCAACCCAUCAAGAACGCCGGCGAAUCAAACGGGGAAGAUGAAUUGGCGAGAGAAAUUUUCUCCUUGACCAAAGUGCCCUCUGCUACGGUUCUGUCGGCGUAGGAAGACGAGCAUUGGCACUUGGUUUUGUCGUCAUUACAAUAGUCGUCAACGCCCUGACGGAAAAUGUUGGGUUUGCAGCUCUUGCAAGGAAAGAAAGACAGGCUCUUUGACCUGGAAAUGCUAUACGGCGCCGUAUGAGUACGAACCAUCGGCGACGGCGGAGACGGCGGCGCCUUGGUGGUGUCAUUGAGGCACGGCAUCCACAUUAGCUGGCUGCCGGUGUCUAACACCAUGCGCUGAAUCUGUGGGGGCGUCCCUAUGCGAAGGGUAAUGGCCAGAGCCAUCGUAUACUUAACCGAGUAGUUGUGCGGCGGCGGUGGCCUCAGCUUCUUGUGCGGCGGCGGUGGUGUCCUCAGUUUCUUGUGCGGCGGCGGCGGCCCUUUCCCACUGCGAAGAUCAGCCUCCGAUUGUGACAGAGACGACUGGAACGGCGCCGUCUUGACACGCGACUUCAGACGAACCGAAGAGAGGGUAAAAGCAGCUGGCAAAGGCUCGCCGUCGCCGGCUGCGGCUCCAAAUAUGGAAAGGAAGAUCAGAGGCAGGAGCCAGAGAGGCGUGAAAGAAGCCAUUUUUAACGGAUCUAUGGGAGAUUUAUUAGUACUAAUUAUAUUUUGAGAAACAUGGAGAAAUGCCCAGAACGGAACGUUGGGCGAUGUCUGGUCGGAGAGAUUGAUGAUGUGAUUUGCGGCUGCCGUCUGUAUGUAUAGAUUUGGUGCAUAUAUAUAUACAGAGAUAUAGAGAUAGAGAGAGAAUGGAAACAGAGUAAAGCAGAACGGGAAAAGACACAUAUUCGAAGCAGAACGCGGGUUUCUUGCACAGGUAGAACUGACUUUAUGAUUGCAAUUCAGAAAAGUGUAUAUUU
Cuscuta epithymum is the source of this 1910-nucleotide messenger RNA. The record is from the annotation of a GenBank genome assembly. NCBI's taxonomy places the organism in Eukaryota, Viridiplantae, Streptophyta, Magnoliopsida, Solanales, Convolvulaceae.